AUGGCGUCUCUACACUCAUCUGCCAUGGUCCUUCUGGCCCUUGCGGGCAGCACUGCUGCAAUAGCCUCAAGCUCCUCGGCAGCCGCUCCCACCGGUCUCUCAUAUCCGUCCGGGUUUGAUAUGAAAACAAGCUGGGCCAACCUCAGCCCCUAUGCCGAUGCAUCAGGUUUCAAUGUCUCCAAGGGUUUUCCAUCGGAGUGUGAACUGUCGCAGGUGCAUGUGCUACACCGCCAUGCCCAGCGGUAUCCGACACAAUGGCCUCUCGAUGGAGAGAGCAUGGAGAACUUCGCCCAAAAGCUGGUCAACUACACCAAGAAACAUCCAAACAAGAAGAUUGGCUCUGGAUCUCUGGCUUUCUUAGACGAUUGGGAGUAUAUGCUUGGUUUGAACACUCUCCUCCCCACUGGCGCCGCCACCGAAGCCACUUCCGGCGCUCAAUUCUGGAGUCAGUACGGCCGAUUGCUCUAUCGCGCAGAAGGUGGUGAUGCGGCCUGGGAUGCAUCGUUAAAUUUGUAUCCCAAUGGUACCGCGCGCCCAAAGCCGACUUUCCGCACGACCUCGUACCCUCGAAUUUUGGAGAGUGCUCGCUGGUGGCUGAGUGGCUUCUUUGGAAACACAGGAGGCAACAGUUCAUACUCGGAGUACAAUCUGACUAUUAUCCCCGAGGUCGAAGAUUUCAACAACACCCUAUCGUCGACCGAUUCCUGUCCCAAUGGCAUGGAGCCGGGUGACAACGCUGCCCGCGUAUUCGCUUCGUCUUUUGUCAAAAAUGCCCGGAAGCGCCUUGCUGCACACCUUCCCGGAGACCUGAAGCUCGAUACCCUCGACAUCCUGGCGAUGUUUAAUAUGUGCCCCUACGAGUAUGCGACUCUGGGCCAAUCUUCUUUCUGCGCGCUGUUCACCGAGCAGGAAUGGCGCGACUUUGAAUAUUACAUCGAUCUCCAAUUCUACGGUGACUACGGGCUCGGUUCCCCAAGUGGCCGCGCCCAGGGAAUUGGAUAUGUUCAGGAGCUGGCAGCGCGCCUGCAAUCCAAACUUAUCACAAGCAGUGAUAGUAGCAUCAACUACACGUACGAUGACAACAUCAAGACUUUCCCUCUCGACCAGCCACUAUAUAUGGACAUGUCCCACGACGAUAUAAUCGUGUCUGUACUGGCUGCUUUGGGUCUGGAUUACUUCAAGUACGGUCCUCACGGCCUGCCUGUCUCGGUUGCGCACGCCCCGCCCCGCAACUUCAACCUGAACCAAAUGACUCCCUUUGGCGCUCGUCUGUUCUCUGAGGUUUGGACCUGCCCCAAGGAUAUCACGUUCAAGAAUCUCCAGGUGCAGAAGUACAAGAACCCGGAUCUGUCAUCCAAGUCUGAUACUACCAAGUACAUCCGGUUUGUGUUGAACAAUGCGCCCGUGCCUCUGGAUGGUCUGAAGGUCUGCGAUGGUUCUGUGAAUGGAUUCUGCAAGGUUGAAAAAUUCCUUCGCGCUAUUCCCGAUCUCAACAAAGAGGCCAUGUACCAGGAAGCUUGCUAUGGUGACUAUAACAUCACCAGCCAAGUGGGCAAUGGGCAGCCGAAAAAGCCUUAA
Penicillium samsonianum is the source of this 1578-nucleotide messenger RNA. RefSeq names its product histidine phosphatase family protein. The transcript has a single exon. Lineage: Eukaryota; Fungi; Ascomycota; Eurotiomycetes; Eurotiales; Aspergillaceae. Gene Ontology annotation, molecular function: acid phosphatase activity. The record is from RefSeq and is a predicted model, not a curated record. Bases 1 to 1578 code for a protein of 525 amino acids.